UAUCUUAUUUUUACCUUCAUUUUGUAUUUUUUUCUUUUCUAUUUUACGUUUUAUCCCAUACUACUACUUUUGUGAUAAUUCUUUUAUUUCUUAUGUACAGCGCCUUUGAACGUGCUCUGCAUGAAAAGGGCGCUUUAUAAAUCUGGUUAUUAUUAUUUUUAUUAUUAUUAUUAUUAUAAAUCUAACCAAUCGACAAUCUAUUAUUAUUGUUAUACUAUUGUCAAUGUGAUAAUUUAGAUAAGAGCUGUCAAUGUGAUAUAUUUCGGAUUUACUGUUAUAUAAUUAUGAUGUUUAUUAAACAGAUAUUAAUGAUAAAUGUAAGUUGUUACAAUGUAUAAUUUGUUUAGGCAAUGUUAACUGUCAUUUUCUUGAACUCACAGUAAAUGAUAAAUCGAUAAAUACUGUAACGUCUAAAAAAAGUAUUCGUUGCAUCAGUCAAUUCGUAAAACUUAUGUAGGUAUACAACAAAACCAUUCAUGAAUUAUUACCUUUUCUUCUAAUAAAAAUUGACAGGGGUCACAGGGCUAUUAUUGAUGACGGUGGUAGUGGUUGUAAUUUUGGUGGUUUUAGUGAUGGUGUUGUUAGAAGUGAUAGUGGUUUUGUUACCGAUAAUGGUGGUGGUGUGGAUGAUGAUAUUGGUGGUGGUUUUGUUGGAGUGAUGAUGAUGAUAUUUCAAAUUAAACGAAAAAUAUAAUAAAAAGGUAAUUGUACAUUUUACUGUACACAGCUUGAAAAGUCAAAUAUCGGCCCGUCCAAUAUGACUUUUUAAGCUGUGUACUCGUCCAAAUAUAUUCCCGUAUUGUACAGUAAAAUGUAUAAUUACCUAAAGAAAUAUUUUAUAUAUUGCCCCUUCUUGAUACAGUUGCAUAGUAAUGAGUCAUACAUAUGUUUCUGUGUUUACUAUCAGGAAAAUGAUAAACAUGUAUUAUCAAAUUUAUCAGACAUUUUUAAAGGAAAUAAUAGAUUAACUUUCCUUAACUCUUCAUUAAUAAUUUUCUUCAAGACAACAAAAGUCGUCAGUAGACACAAGUAACACAAUAAUGAUUGCUAAAAGGAACACAGAAGGGUUCUUCCAUUUAAACGAGCAGUAGCAAAAACAUGUCUAUAGUGCAGUCUUGACCAUCUAAUAUUUCUUCAUUUUUGCAUUUACCUGACAAUUGAAUCGGGAACAUUUUGCACUUUACAUUUGUAUAUACUACUUUUAUUUUACAACACAUGCCUGAUGUUACGCAUAAGCCUCUUGCACGCAUUUUGUUCUGCAUGUUUACAAAUAUAUAGUUGAAUACUAUAACAAUUAUUGAAUUGUUUCAGAUGUUUGAUGCACUCCGACGUGUGUAUAGCAGAAUUUCUAGGAGAGUUCCACCAACGAGACGCACCUACUCCGGCACUUAUAUUCGCGGGAAAACUGUGCUCCCUUCGUACAUGCAUGGACACAUCUGAAGUUAAUGCUAAGAAAACUCUUCAAGAUGUUCUUGCCGGUCUACAGUAUCUUCAUUCCAAAGGUUUGGUUCAUAUGGAUCUGACCAAAGACACCGUUACUGUAUCGGAGAAAGGAGAAGUAAAGAUGACAGGGUGUUGUUUGCCAAGAAAACCAGUAUUGCCUAAGUCAGAGUUCGAAAGAGUUACUCCUGGAUGGGAAUAUCUUGCACCUGAAGUUCUAUGCGGUCAAAUGUAUGUUGCAUGUGCAGACAUGUACGCAUUUGCUCUACUUACCCUGGAAGUAGCGAAUAGUCGAUUUAAAGUAUUUUCCGAUGUACCAAGAGAUUCUAUCAAAAGCUUUUUGGAGUUAUCGCAAGAAAACAUCUGGAACCAAUCGUCCAAAAUUUAAAUUUGGCUCAGUUAGUGAUUGAGAAAAUAUUGCUAUGCCUUGAAAGAGAUAUGUCAAAAAGACCGGAUUCAUCGAAAAUGGCGGCGGAGUUCAAAGGAAAACCCAUACUGUCUAAAAAGAGUGUAGCCACACCAAAAUCAAUCUUUGCAAGACGUUAUUCAGGAGCGAAGAAAAAAUAAACUAGCUAUAAAUGGUGAACUUAUUAUGUAAAGAAGCAAUCAAUUACAUACUGUUUUUUUUUUUUUUUUUUUUUUUUUUUUUUUUUUUUUUUUUAAGAGAUUAAUUAGAUUCUUAUUUUAGUUUUCAUGCAGAAGAAAUUGUUAGAUACCCGAUACUUUUUUAUGUACAUAAUAAAUGAAGAAGUAAGUAAUAAGUUACAUAUGACUGAGUACUUAAUAAACGAAAAUGAAAUUAAUUAGAUACCAAUUAUGGUAUGUGAAACAAAUGCAUAAGACAUUAAUUAGAAAUUAUGGCGUACUCAAUGAGUGAAAAAGAUGUAAGAAGAAAUUUUAAUAAGAUACUUAUUUUGGUUUACAUAAUAAGUGAAGACAAUGUUUAAUUCAACCAGCAAAGACCAUAAUUUAUAUGGUUGUAUUAUAACGGUGUACAAUAUAAGUCCAGACUUGAUUGAAUUCCGUAAUGGCAUACAUAAUACACUAAAUAUGAUUUAUAUUUUCAUGGUAGUACUAUCACAGAUAUAUGAAAUAAUACCACAUAAUUAUAUGUAGUCCAUAUGAUUGAUAUUUUGAUAAAGUAGUAUAACAAAAGCUCCAAAUAAUUGAUAUUUUGAUUGAAUUAAAUAGUAAUAAAGGUACACAUAUAAAAUUCGUAUGUGUAUCUAAAAUUAAUAAAAUGAUAAGUUGUCAUUUGAAUUAUACUUAUAGUUUUAUUGAUAAAAGUUUAUGUAAAACACUCCAUAUUU
Molecule: messenger RNA, 2750 nt
Organism: Ruditapes philippinarum (Manila clam)
Lineage: Eukaryota; Metazoa; Mollusca; Bivalvia; Venerida; Veneridae
Product: serine/threonine-protein kinase PAK 6-like
Exons: 2
Coding region: 1319-1828 (169 amino acids)
Biological process (GO): protein phosphorylation
Molecular function (GO): ATP binding; protein kinase activity
Source: RefSeq, a predicted model, not a curated record